GAUUGCCGCAUAGCGCUCUGUCUCGCUGGUUGUUGACAGAAUUAUGCGGGGACUUGCCCUGAGAGUCCUGCGUUCCAACGGGCUGAGGCGAGGGUUUCCACGCCCGCCAUCUGCCGCCGCCGCCGCCUCCCGUUCGAGUGGAUCCCUUCUUCCCGGCGUGACCACGUCCUCCGCUUCCUCAACGCCCCAAGCUGGAGAUUCGACGGUGGAGAUCUUUCCGGAGUUUGGUACGCAGCUCUUCGGCGCCUCUCAUCUCGGCUCUCGUCGGACGCUUAUUUUGAGCGCAAGAAACAAUGAGAGUACUUCUUUCUUUAGGCAAUUCUCGUCCAUCAACGAGAGUGAUGCUUCAGAGGAUUUGGCACUUGAGGAAGAAGCUGAAAGGAAAUUUGGGUGGGUGCUGAAAGCCAUCUUCAUAGGGACUGCAGGACUUGUUGCAUUCCAGUUUUUCCCUUACAUGGGAGAUAAUCUAUUGCAACAAUCCAUUUCUCUUUUGCGUGUCAAGGAUCCUCUGUUUAAGAGAAUGGGAGCUUCCAGAUUGAGACGUUAUGCAGUUGAUGAUGGAAGGAGAAUGAGAGUGGUGGAGUUGGGUGGCGCUCGAGAGCUGUUGAAUAUGCUGAAGACUGCCAAGGAUGACAAAACGCGCAAAGAAGCUCUGAAAGCUCUGGUUGCUCUUUCACACUCUGAUGAAGCUGCUGGGGCUUUGCACCAAGAAGGCGCGGUCCCUAUUAUUAGCUCGACUCCAAACUCUUUGGAAUACACCGAAGUCGAAGCAUACAAGUCUAGCAUAAUGAAGAGGUUUCAAGAGCUCAAGUAUGAGAUAAUACCAACAGAGGUUGAAGUUGUUUUGUAAUCCAAUUUCCUGAUGCCAAAUUGCUUAAAUGUUCAAUUCUGCUGCUUGUUUUCUUUUUAAAUUGCUCUCGUCAACUGAAGUAUAAACUUCAAUGUGUUUUUGGCUCGUCAAAUAAAAAUGCAUCAUUAUACAUGCAA
Molecule: messenger RNA, 987 nt
Organism: Zingiber officinale
Lineage: Eukaryota; Viridiplantae; Streptophyta; Magnoliopsida; Zingiberales; Zingiberaceae
Exons: 6
Coding region: 44-850 (268 amino acids)
Source: RefSeq, a predicted model, not a curated record